This is a messenger RNA of Rosa chinensis, 511 nucleotides long. RefSeq lists its product as uncharacterized. The record is from RefSeq and is a predicted model, not a curated record. Lineage: Eukaryota; Viridiplantae; Streptophyta; Magnoliopsida; Rosales; Rosaceae. The transcript has a single exon. The coding region runs from base 121 to 345 and encodes 74 amino acids.
AAAAAUCAUCCGAUUAUAUUACAUACAAUAGCAAGCAGCCUAGUUCAAUCAUAUCUCUGCUGCAAAGCCAAGAAACCAAGAAGCCAGGAAGCCAGGAAGCCAAGUAGCAAGCAAAGCAAAAUGACUGGUGGUAUUGGAUGCGUGCAGUGCGGAACGCGCAGCAACCCCUGCCGGUGCAAGGUGGUGGGCCCUACCUUGGGGGUCCUGGCCUUCGCCGUGGCGGCGAUCGUGGAAUGGCCUGUGGGGGCUGUUGUCUACUUGUUCCGCCACACGAAGGGUCGCCGAAUCAUGGGUCAUCCGUCCACUGUUGUUUACCCCAAGGUUUCUAAUUCCAUUCCCAUAUGAGUCCAUCAUCAUCUGGUGGCUGGUGCUGCUGCUUCUUUUCAUGCACUUGUAAUAGUAUCUAAUCCAUGGAAGCAACUCUUACCCCAAAGUACGGCUGCUCCUUUUGUCUGUUUUCCACUGGUUUUUAUUAAUUAAUUUGCACUUAUGAAUAAUUCUUAGGUUCAUU